GAUGGCUCGACGUCAAGAAUGGUACUACGCCCAUUUCCGGCCGUUGCUCAGGCAGAGCUGGCGAGAAAUUCGCGUGGUUUCACUUGGCAAAUCAUUAACACGCCACCGGUCCAAGGGUCACAGAUUGAAGACUGAAACCAAAAAACGGACGGCUCCAGGAAGUGCAAACAAAACGAUCGCUGCACUGAGGCAGACGCUGCGCCGCGACUCUUCUGAGGGCGACCGUUGGAAGCUUGCGCACUUGAGUCGGUGUAUUCAGAAGGACCAUGAGCAGCUGCGUUACGGACGAUCUCCGAUGUCCGGUCUGUUUGGGCGUCUUUGACGAUCCUGUCAUUCUGCCGUGCAGUCACAGCGUCUGCCGCGCGUGUGUGCAACAGUGGUGGAAGCUGAAAGGAGAUCAAAACUGUCCGGUCUGUCUGAAGUGGUGUCACUUGUCGGAUCCACCGACAAACCUCGCCCUGAGGAACCUGUGCGAGACCCUCUCGGCAGCCUCGGGGGAGUCGAAUGACAUCUGCACCUUGCAAAAGGAGAAUCACAAAUUAUUCUGCUUGGACCACCAGAAGCUGGUGUGCUUUGUCUGCAGGGAUGAGAAAAUCCACGCCGGCCACAAUUUCCUUUUCCGAAACGACGCUGUGAAAACUCUCCCUUCGGUAAAACGGAAAUACCGAAGACUGCCUUUGAUAGGUCUGUUUUUAGAUGACAGUAGAAGCGAUGGCAUGAAACAAGUGAUCCACAUCGAGGCCCAGAGGAAGCGGGUUGAAAGCAAGCCUGAGAAUGACUUCCAGGCGCCCCGUUGCGUCCUGCAAGUCAAGGUGAAGGCCAAGUCGUCUGCUCUCAAGGAGGAAAAGCAGAAGGAGAGUCGGAUGAUGGAGACGAUUGAGAAUCUCUGCAAGGAACAGACCAAUCUCUCAGCCACGAUAAUCAACACAAACGAGCACCUGACAUCCACCCUGAUUUCCUUCAUGAAGAACGUCGAGACCACAAUGACCAGAAUGCAGGAGGUCCACAACGAGCCCGUGCGGCUCCCCGCAGGAGCUGCGCUCGACCAAGUCAACCCGCUUCGUCAUCAAGUGAGUCCAGUCUGCGGCGUGGAGGGGACAUUGGAGGAUCCACCUUCAAACUCGGCCUCGAGGAACGUGUGUGAGACCCUUCCGCAACCCUCGGGGGAGUCGGAGGACUUGUGCAGCUUGCACCAGAAGAAACUCCAACUCUUCUGUUUGGAGCACCAGGAGCUGGUGUGCAUCGUCUGCACAGACACAGAACUCCACACCGGGCACAAGUUCUGUUCCCUCAGUCAAACCGUGAAAGAAGACAGAGAGAAACUUCACAAAGCCGUCCAGGAUGCGAAGGAAAGACUGCACGAUUACGACGAGAUGCGGGACAACUGCGCCGAAUACGAGGCGUACAUCGAGGUCCAGGGGGAGCAGGUGGAAGGCAAGAUUAAGAAGGAUUUGGCGGAGUUUGGUCACUUCCUUCAAGUCGAGGAGAAGGCCAGGUUGUCUGCCGUGAAGGAGGAAGAGCAGAAGAAGACUCGGGCGGUAAAGGAGAAGUUAAAGGCACUCGACAAAGAGAGGGCCGCUCUCUCCGACACGAUCAGGAGCGCAGAGGCACUGCUGAAGUCGGACCCCGUUUUCUUCCUGAAGAACUUCAAGACGGUGAUGACCCGAAUCCAGAAGCUGCCCGACAGGCCCGAGCAACUCCUACGAGGCGCUCUGCUGGAUGAAGCCAAGCACGUGGGCAACCUCAAGUUCAGAGUGUGGGAAGGAAUGAAGGAGAAGGUGUCCUACAGUCCCGUCAUUCUGGACCCAAACACGGCUCGCCCAGAACUCAGCCUGUCUGGAGAUCUGACCAGCGUGAGUUUUGGAAAAGGACAGCCGCGUCCAAGCAACCCCGAGAGGUUCAAGCGCAGCAAUGUGCUCGGUUCCGCUUUGGCCACGGGAACGCACACGUGGGAUGUGGAGGUGGGCGACAACGCUGACUGGGAAGUCGGCGUGGCGUGGGGGGACCCUUGCUCCCCAGACGCCAUGCAAACGAGGAGCAUCGGCUUUUGUCACGGCGAAUACAAACAGUUUGACGGCCCGCUCGGUUCCUGGCACCCGCCUGUGAAACUGCAGAGGAUCCGAGUUCACGUGGACACGAACGAAAGACUCAUUUCAUUCUCCGAAUCGCUGACAAACACCCCAUUAGGAAAAUCGAAUCCCGCCGCUUGGCCUCACAUGUCUGAGAACAUGAAAAUGUUUCCUUACUUUCGGACAAGGGAUACAAAUCCUCUGCGAAUAAUUCCACUCGCACCUCCAAGGCGCUUCUCAGACUGCAUCACCUAUCCAAUCGACUUAAUCCGAAGUAUGUUAGAAUUGAUUUUUUGAAUCAGACUGUACAAAACCGAUCUCAACACAAUGUAAUUCUCUUUGCAUUCUCUGCUAACUAGUUUUGUUUGUUGUCUUUUCGAUGACAAACUCGCUUAUCCACGAUCCUUUGUGACUGAUUUUUCUGCGCGCAAUAGUCACCGCUAGGUGGCAGCAACGACCCGCCCAACAGUCAUUAGACUUUGUCCUUUUUAUCUGCUUUGUAUCGUAUCGAGUUUAUCGUAUGCAGUGCCUACGUGAGGAAAUAAACA
Messenger RNA from Hippocampus comes (tiger tail seahorse), 2617 nucleotides. RefSeq names its product tripartite motif-containing protein 35-like. Lineage: Eukaryota; Metazoa; Chordata; Actinopteri; Syngnathiformes; Syngnathidae. Gene Ontology annotation, biological process: protein ubiquitination. The record is from RefSeq and is a predicted model, not a curated record. The coding region runs from base 267 to 2366 and encodes 699 amino acids. Gene Ontology annotation, molecular function: ubiquitin-protein transferase activity; zinc ion binding. The transcript has 2 exons.